Molecule: messenger RNA, 605 nt
Organism: Diabrotica balteata
Lineage: Eukaryota; Metazoa; Arthropoda; Insecta; Coleoptera; Chrysomelidae
Source: the annotation of a GenBank genome assembly
GAAACAAUUCUGCAUUCAACAUGAAGUUAUUUAUAAUUAAUUUGAUUUUUCUCUGUACAGUUUUAUGUAUUUCCGAAGCUGCUAGUGUAAGACAAUUGGGAUGUAAUCCUGACUAUGAAGCAGAGUAUUUAGAGGAGUCACCAAACCGUAAUGAGGGUGUAAAAGGACUUUCCCACUAUGAGGAUCUGGGAGUAAAAGGUCACUCACAGCAUGCAUCUCGAGGAAUAAAAGGGGCGCCAGUCAAAUAUGUGUCGGCCAAAGAGUAUUCGCACCAUGAACCACAAGGCGUGAAAGUGGCGCAUGCAGUCAAGAAUGUUUCAGGAAUAAAAUUGCGCAAACGAAGACUAGAUGAUGACGAAAAAAAGCAUCCAGCCAAGUAUUUUUCAGGGAUAAAAUUGCACAAACAAAAACAUGAGGAAAAUGGAGAAAAGCGCAAGAAAAGAUUUGGUGGAUCUUGGAGUGUGGGUCGAUCUGGACGCCGGUACUAAAACUGCACAAAAGAUUUGGACUAUGGAUCAAACACUUGAACUAUGUUUUUAAAACAUAAUUUGUGGAAUGCAAGAAAGUUAUAAUAAUGAUGUAAAUAAACUGGUUUAAUAUUAUUG